UUAUACAUGAGAUGAAUUGAACAUUUGCACUUUUUAAAUAAUUUUUUUCUGUUUUGUGAUCUAUUAUCAUUGGUUAGGGCUCUGCCAGCUAGUAGUAUUUGUUUGUAGUCAACUUUUCUGAAACCUCAGAUGUAUUAUUUACUUGUUUCUGGAUGUACUUUAAAAUGUGAAUUGGGGUGACUGGGAAUCAAUGCAUUUAUCAAAACCACCAGGUGAUAGUUUAUAGUGGAAGAAGAGUUCCAAAAAUACAUUAAAUAUUUGAAGUAUAGUAGUAACUAAAAUAUAUAUACAAUUUUAAUGUGCGUCCAUGUGGUAGAAAUUGAAGUAGUAUUUUACUAUUUGAAAUGCAUUGGAUAACUAAUGUUGUAGUUAACAUGAAGUUAUUUCCCAUUUAUAGAGUGUGUGUGUUAAUGUCACAGUCUGCUAAUGUGGUCAGUAUUCUCCAGGAGGAUCUGGUAGGAACUUUGACAAAUGCUUCACCUAGAAAAAACAAGUUGUAAAAACAGUAAAGCAUGCAUGUGUUUCUUCAUAGUGAUUGUUUUCACUGUUCUUUAUACACGCUUUAAAAAUGCAGUUUUCAUUACUAUAAUAUUUAUUACAUUGCACUAUUUUUACAGUGUGUCAUAAUUGGAGAAAAUGAUGGAAGAGAGUGGAAUAGAGACAACCCCACCUGGGACACCUCCACCAAACCCUGCAGGCCUGGCUGCCACGGCCAUGACCGCCUCUGCCAGCCCAGCUCCUCUGGCCUCAACCAGCUCAUUUUCUUCUGCCAACGUGUCCACCCUGGAGUCCUUGGCGCCGCACGCCUACUCCACUCCUCAGCCGUCCCUGGCUCCUGUCAGGCCGUCAGCGCCAUUACCUCUCGUGCCUCCUUCCCCAGUUCCUUCUGUUCCACCGCUUGGGACUUCUCUGCCACCUCCCAUGUCCUCGGCACCUGCCGCAGCUUUCAGUAGCCCUCCUCUGCCCCACGUCCCCCCUUCCACCUCUGCUCCAGGUACUCUGUUGUCUGCUGCCUCCGGCCCUCCCAUCUCAGGCUUUUCUGUUGGUUCGUCCUACGACAUCACGAGGGGACACGCAGGGAGAGCGCCGCAGACGCCCCUGAUGCCGUCCUUUGCUGCACCUCCGGUGACAGGUAUUUUGCCAACCCCCAUUACUCAGCAAGCCAGUUUGACAUCUGUGGCGCAGGGAAUGGGGACCACAUCAGCUAUUACUUUCCCAGAGGAACAAGAAGAUCCCAGGAUAAGUCAAGGUCAGGAUGAAGCAUCUGCCGGAGGAAUCUGGGGUUUUAUUAAGGGUGUGGCUGGGAACCCUAUGGUGAAAUCUGUGCUUGAUAAGACAAAACAUUCAGUUGAAAGUAUGAUUACAACGCUGGACCCCGGCAUGGCUCCAUAUAUCAAAUCUGGAGGUGAACUGGAUAUUGUGGUGACCUCAAACAAAGAAGUUAAAGUGGCAGCUGUCCGUGAUGCCUUCCAGGAGGUGUUUGGCUUGGCUAUGGUUGUAGGGGAAGCCGGACAGUCCAACAUCGCCCCACAACCAGUGGGCUACGCAGCUGGCCUCAAGGGCGCCCAAGAACGCAUAGACAGCCUGCGUCGUUCAGGAGUGAUCCACGAGAAGCAGACUGCCGUGUCGGUGGAAAACUUCAUCGCAGAAUUGCUGCCUGACAAAUGGUUUGACAUUGGCUGUUUGGUGGUUGAAGAUCCCGUGCACGGCAUUCAUCUGGAAGCAUUUACACAGGCCACACCAGUGCCUCUGGAGUUCGUACAACAGGCUCAGAGUCUGACUCCCCCGGACUACAAUCUGAGAUGGUCAGGCCUCUUGGUGACAGUAGGAGAAGUCCUUGAAAAAAGUUUACUCAACGUCAGCCGGACUGAUUGGCACAUGGCUUUCACUGGUGUGUCCCGUCGGCAGAUGAUCUACAGCGCAGCCAAAGCGAUCGCAGGCAUGUAUAAGCAGCGCCUGCCCCCCAGGACCGUGUGAGCGAGGCCUGUCAGGCUCCUGAAUGGGAAGUCUCAUUUGAAUCCAGCAUCUUGAUAAUUAUCCUGUAGGCUGCCUUUUUCUUUGUGUAGCAAGACAUGGUGUUAUUCUAAUUGGUAAGAAGAAACAUCCUUUUUAUAGUCAUGUAAUUUCACAUGUGAUAGUUCUCAAAAAAUACGCAAAUAUAUUUAUAGCACAAUUUAUUAUCUCAGAUUUAUAAGGUGACAAUUCAUGUGCAGAAAAACUUAACCUCAUGAUUUUUACUUGAUUAUUUUGUUGUUUAAAGAUAUGGUUCAUUAAAGAAAAUGUUUAUUGAUUAUUCCCUAAAAGCUUCUGUUGCUUCCCCUCCCUGUUGGUCUU
This is a messenger RNA of Ochotona princeps (American pika), 2334 nucleotides long. RefSeq names its product proline rich coiled-coil 1 (gene PRRC1). Gene Ontology annotation, biological process: activation of protein kinase A activity. Gene Ontology annotation, cellular component: cytoplasm. The coding region runs from base 637 to 1977 and encodes 446 amino acids. The transcript is spliced from 8 exons. Gene Ontology annotation, molecular function: protein kinase A regulatory subunit binding. The record is from RefSeq and is a predicted model, not a curated record. NCBI's taxonomy places the organism in Eukaryota, Metazoa, Chordata, Mammalia, Lagomorpha, Ochotonidae.